AUGUGGAAGACUGCUCGUUAUCUCCUAGUCCUGGUGUGCUUGCUCUAUACAGUGAGCUGCCACGAGACGAACCCCGGUCACUAUCUUAUUGUAUUGAGAGAUGAUGUUGAUACUCAACUUCAUGAACAUAUCGCCUGGGUCAACGACCUUAACCGAAACAGCAGCUCGGGGCAUCAUGGAGUCCAGCGCUCAUAUGAUUGCCCCAUCGGCAAAGGAUAUUUUGCACACAUCUCUGGCAAAACAGCAAAAGAGAUUGAACAAUCCGAUGAGGUCCUUCAUAUUGUCCCACAGUCCACGUGGUCCCUUGCGUCAGUACCAUCAGAAGAAGAUAUCAUUGUUGAUGAUAAAAUUGAUCCCAAAAACUGGGCUCUUACCGCAAUCUCUUCGAACCCACCAAAAGCCAAAGGCCCAUAUAAGUAUCACACGUCCUCGGCCACUGGAACUUACAUCUACAUUGUAGAUACUGGCAUUCAAUCUGACGAUCCAGAGUUUGAAGGGCGCGUGAUCAAUGGCUGGGGGUACACUCCUGACGGUGAUCUUGACCAGUCAGAGAGUCACGGUGAGAUGUUUCAUGGCACUUUUGUGGCCGGAAUUGCAGGAGGUCGCCGUCAUGGAGUUGCUAAAAAUACUACUUUGGUUGAUGUGAAAAUUGGGUAUGACAAGGCAAAAUCCGACCAUAUUUGGGAUAAUACGGUUGUUGAUGGGCUUUGCUGGACAGCGAAUGAUAUCAAGGAGCACAAACGUGCCAAAAAAGCCGUUGUCAACUUAUCACUCAGUGCUGGCGAUAUGCAGUGCGAGAUUGCACGGCAUUGGGUCAAAAAUCUCGCGGAGGGAAAUGUGACGGUAGUUAUUGCCGCAGGGAACGAUGGCGAAGACGUCAAAAGUACCUGCCUGGGAAAAAGCCGCCAUGCUAUCCAUGUUGGUGCAUAUGACAAUAACUUCAACGCUGCAGCUUUCAGCAACCACGGCACAGGUAUUGAUAUCUGGGCACCUGGGGCGGGUGUACGAUCCGUUCUUUCUCAGGCUGUUCUCAAAAGAACUCGACGCGGUUGGGGCUGGCCCGAUGACAAGCGCUCCGGGACAUCGUUUGCCGCCCCACAUGUGUCCGGAGUUAUUGCUGGCUGGAUGGCCGAAGAAGACGAGGGCCUAUUUCCAAGUGAGGUUCGGCAGAAAAUAAAGGAGCUCUCUUUUGAGGGUAAGCUGGGAGAUGGCGACUUUCAUGACGAGGAUGUCCCAGAGGAGGAGUGGGAAUAUCGAUUAGCCAACAACCGAAUAAUCUACAAUGGCGCUGAUGGAGUCCCGAAGGUGAUUGUGAAGGAGAAUACCGAUUAG
Messenger RNA from Clonostachys byssicola, 1332 nucleotides. The record is from the annotation of a GenBank genome assembly. Lineage: Eukaryota; Fungi; Ascomycota; Sordariomycetes; Hypocreales; Bionectriaceae.